AUGAGUGUUUUAAAAUUACUGCCCUGUGCAGUGACUGUGGGCCUGGGGCAGUGCCGGAGCAGUAUAAAAGUGGGCCCUUCUCCUCACUCUCUCAUCCACUCUUCUCGCCUCCAUCUCCUUAGGAACAAGGUGGGUCUGGUGACUUUUCUCCUCUCCUGCUACACCCCGUGCCAGCCCUGCCAGCCCUGCGGCCCGACCCCGCUGGCCAACAGCUGCAAUGAGCCCUGUGUCAGGCAGUGCCAGGACUCCAAUGUCUUCAUCCAGCCCUCCCCCGUGGUGGUGACCCUGCCCGGGCCCAUCCUCAGCUCCUUCCCACAGAACACCGCCGUGGGAUCCUCCACCUCCGCUGCCGUUGGCAGCAUCCUCAGCUCUCAGGGAGUGCCCAUCAACUCCGGGGGCUUUGGCCUCUCUGGCCUUGGUGGUGGCUACUGUGGCAGGAGCUGCUUCCCCUGCUAAAGCUGCUGCCCAUGGCCCUGGGGAAGGCCCUCGAGGACUC
Molecule: messenger RNA, 496 nt
Organism: Manacus vitellinus (golden-collared manakin)
Lineage: Eukaryota; Metazoa; Chordata; Aves; Passeriformes; Pipridae
Product: feather beta keratin
Exons: 2
Coding region: 1-456 (151 amino acids)
Cellular component (GO): intermediate filament
Molecular function (GO): structural constituent of cytoskeleton
Source: RefSeq, a predicted model, not a curated record